UUGACUUUAUUCUUCGCCGGCGACGACCUCCACCCGCGUACAAAGAACAACACCCCAAACCCAACUAAACUACCUGAAAAAGAAAUACAACUAACCAAUAAUUUUCUCUAUCCGAAAACGAAACAAACAUAAAUUUUUAUACUUAAAAAUUCCCAACCAUUGCUUUCUCUGGAAGUCAUCAUUUUGCCCUCUUUCCUUCUUCUUCUUGUUCUUCUAUUUUGUCCCUUUUUCUUGCUUUUUUUCAAACCCCAAAAUCCCUUUUUUCAACGACAGAGCUGGCGCUCAGCUCGCAUUUUACAUAACCCAGUUUUCAGAAUCCCCCCGAAACUUAGUUUGCAGUCCUGCUUUUCCCACAAGUGCUUUUGUUCUGUUUCUUGAAGACGCUCACGGGUUCUCCAUGGACAGAGUCGGACUUGGACCGCUCCAUUUAAUCCCAAUCUUCUGUUAUUGCAGGAAGCGGUGCGGCGGGAGAGGGCGGCGAGGACGGUCCUCGAGGUUCUGAGAGAGCAAAUGGACGACGCGGGUGAAGCGAGGGGGGUUUUGGGCAGGCGGAGCUUCAAGCAACGGCUGAGACUGAACGGGUUCGGAUGCUGUGGGGCCACCUGGGGCUUCGGACGGACGGCGGCGAUUGGCGCCAGAGAGGAUGAGGAAGAUCAAGACCCGCAAAAUCUUCCGCCACAAGAACGAGUGGUUAUAACUGUGGACCAGGCUGAACCGGUUAAUAUUUGGAAUCCGGAUUGCGUUGCUCCGGUUUCGAACGGGUCGGGUAUGAAUUUAGCUGCCGCUCUGGCAGCCGAGCGACAGUUCCGGGAUCCGCAGGAUACGGAGGGAGAGGGGUCGGUGGGUCCCGCGGAUAAUGCAAGGACGGGAACAACGGCGCCGGGAACGCCGAUGAGAGUGUCGCUGAUGAGGCUGCUUGAGGAGACGGAGAUGGACGGCUGCGACGCGUUUGGCGGUGGCGCGACGGCGGACAGUGAAAAAGCAGCGGAGGGAGGGAUAGGGAGCGAUUCGAUGUGCUGCGUGUGCAUGGGAAGGAAAAAAGGCGCGGCUUUCAUCCCAUGUGGGCACACAUUUUGCAGGGUGUGUUCGAGGGAGGUGUGGUUGAAUCGAGGUUCCUGUCCCCUCUGCAACCGUUCGAUCCUCGAGAUCCUCGAUAUAUUCUAAUGAUCGUCCGAUUUCAUUGGAUGAUCAAAGAAAUAACAAAAAAAACCAGAAAAUAUUUGAUGUGAUUGUUUGUGGGAAGAUGCCUCGAGAUUGGUGCAUUGUUGAAACUUUGAUGGUGGAAUUUUCAAAUCCAAUUCAAUUUGUUCACAUGUAAUAUGGGGUUCUUGAAUUUAAUUAGUGUUUCUAUCACUCUAUUUUUCUGCAACUUGAAGGGUACAAUGUGAAUUUUGCGUACAUUUUUAUGGUAAUUUUUUGUUUUGAAGUU
Messenger RNA from Malus domestica (apple), 1429 nucleotides. Lineage: Eukaryota; Viridiplantae; Streptophyta; Magnoliopsida; Rosales; Rosaceae. The record is from RefSeq and is a predicted model, not a curated record.